AUGAGUGCAACACCUACUAUUAAACUUGGAACAGGCAGAGAAUUAACAGCAGAAGACAUGGAAGAAUUCUGGCGUGAAAAUCCAGAUGGCAUAAUGACUGAUGCAACAUACAAAAAGUUCUAUCAAAAACAGAAAGAAGACAGUAUUGUACGAAAAUUUCCUCGCGAAAUCGCAUUUGCUCUCUUCGAUUCAAAUAACGACAAAAAGAUUGACUUUGUAGAAUUCUUAAUGGCCAAUGCUUUCGCAUCGUCGAAUAGUAGGCGUGAAGCAUUAGAUUAUUUAUUUGAUUUGUGCGAUACUUCUCUUGAUGAAAGAAUGGAUAUGAUUGAAUUAGCAGCUUUUAAUGCGAUCAUCGCCAGCAGUGUAAAGGAAACUCAGAAUGUCUCGGCUUACGAAACUAUGAAAGUUGCUGGGAAAAUUUUCAAUUUCAUCGGUUUGAAUGCAGAAAAGAAAUUAACCAAAGAACAAUUCAUUAAAGAAUGUGAAAAAGUUCCAUUAAUCAAAAGAAUGUUCAAAAUCAAGAAAUAA
This is a messenger RNA of Rotaria sordida, 528 nucleotides long. The record is from the annotation of a GenBank genome assembly. Lineage: Eukaryota; Metazoa; Rotifera; Eurotatoria; Philodinida; Philodinidae.